AUGAGUCUGCUGUUAGAAUCUGAAGCGCAGUUCACAGCGAGGGCACGAGAGAUUGGUCUGAGCCCAGAUGCCAUUCAGGCCAUCAAAGAUGCAGGUGCAAAUCCUCAAGACGUAGAUGGGUUCUUGAGGAAUGCACUGGGACGAGAUCCUUCACUGGCUGAGAACGCACAUGUUAGGAGAUUGGCCUUUGAGGCCCAAACUUUGUUGGUUGCAAGCCUGCGACAGGUUAUUGAUAGCAAGGAUGACGGUGCACCGAAACGCAUUGGUGCUGCUGAGCGCGAGACCAGAAUGGCCUCAACACGGGCUGAAUUGGGAGGACUCACAAUUGCCGAUGAAAACGAGCCUUCUCACAUGCUGUCGGAGAAGGCCUGUCAGAUCCAUGAGACCAACACCUUGAAGUACCUUGAACCAUCAGCUUGCACUUCGAGGAGCCAAGAAGUACAAGGCAGCUCUAAGACCAAGGCGAUGGCAAGGCGUGGAAUUGCCUUCAAGUUUGCACGCCUCAUGACCUAUGAGCAGCAUAACACUUGGGUCAGCUUCCUUAUGCAGUCAAUGCAGCGCGAGGCUCCACCAGGCUACAACAGGCCUUCUUUACAUCAAUGCCUUGUGACAAGGCAGCAUUCACUCGAUUGGGGUCUAGCAUGCGAUCAGUACGCCAAGCUGCAGACCAAUCCUUUCCGUUGGGGACCAUGCACUCUGCUGGAGCUGAGGGUCGAUCCUACGAUUGCCUUGUACCUGGCCCCACUUGCCAGGGCGCAGAGCUCACAGGUGUCAACACAGAGGACUGGGCCUUACUCAUCAGCGCCCAAGCCUGCAAGCGCUGGAACUUUUGAGAAAAAGGGAAAAGGAAAAGGAAAAAAGGGCAAAACGCCCCCCAUGCCUGUUGAGGAGCGAAACAAGUGGCAUCGCACGGCAAAUGGUGACCCGCUGUGCUUUGGAUACAACACAUCGAAUCGCUGCGAUUUGGCACGAGAUGGAGAACGUUGCAGCAAGGGGUGGCACCUGUGCGCAGACCCUGGUUGUUUGCAGCCACAUGGAUUGCAAAGCCACCCGAAAAAAGCUCUUGACAAACAACAAGAGACUGGACAGGGUAUGUAG
Cladocopium goreaui is the source of this 1098-nucleotide messenger RNA. The record is from the annotation of a GenBank genome assembly. Lineage: Eukaryota; Dinophyceae; Suessiales; Symbiodiniaceae.